AUUGGCUUCGAAAAAUACCUCCUUUUUCUUCUUCUUCUUCUUCUUCUCUUCUCUCUUCUCCGUUUCCUCAAAUCUCUUCAAUGCAAUAACAUCGCCAACAAAACAGAGCUUUCAAAUCCCAAUAAUCAUUCUUUAUCACCAUUCUGCACACCAUUGUUUUAUGGUCUGGGGUGGUGUAAGGAGUAGAACAUAUGGCGUACAAGGUCGAUCACGAAUAUGAUUACCUCUUCAAGAUUGUGUUGAUUGGAGAUUCGGGUGUCGGAAAGUCCAACAUUCUUUCCAGGUUUACGAGGAAUGAGUUUUGUUUGGAGUCCAAGUCCACCAUCGGAGUUGAAUUUGCAACCAGGACAUUACAGGUAGAGGGGAAGACAGUGAAAGCACAAAUAUGGGACACAGCAGGUCAAGAGAGGUACCGAGCCAUAACCAGUGCUUACUACAGAGGUGCUGUUGGUGCUCUAUUGGUCUAUGACAUAACCAAAAGGCAAACAUUUGACAAUGUGACGCGGUGGCUACGCGAACUCAGAGACCAUGCAGACUCAAAUAUUGUCAUUAUGAUGGCCGGUAAUAAAUCUGACCUCAAUCACCUGAGAGCUGUCCCAGGAGAAGAUGCUCAACUCUUGGCUGAGAAGGAAGGUCUCUCAUUUUUAGAAACUUCAGCAUUGGAGGCCUUUAAUGUUGAGAAUGCAUUUCAGACUAUUUUGUUGGAUAUUUACCACAUAAUAAGCAAGAAGGCACUAGCAGCACAGGAGGCAGCUUCGACCACUGGACUUCCUCAAGGAACUACCAUCAAUGUUGCAAAUCUAUCGGGUGACAUGAAUAAGAAAACUUGUUGCUCUAACUAAGAACAUCUAACUAUAAAAGGAAAAGCAAAAGUAGGCAUAUACAAUUUUGGUUUUUUGACAGGAAGGGGGAUACAUUCUAGCUUCUUUUCAUGCAUUUACUUCUAGAGGCCAAAGAGAAAGAGCAGAGCUGGUUUUAGUUGACCAUAGUAGAAGAAGUACACGACACCCUUCGGCUGUCUCUAAUGUUUUGCACUGGUACCUGGAAGUAUGGGAGGCUAAUCAGGGUCUCUCUCAGUAUAGGCAAAGAUUAGAUGAAACAAGCACUGUAAGUAUAGUUUCAUAUUAUUGUUACUUUUUCUUCUUGUAUUUCUCCUUUUAUUAUUGUGAAUUUGUACUUGAUUGAUACUGGAAUAAAUUUUUCCAUGUAUAUACUAUUUUUUAGUUUG
This is a messenger RNA of Rosa rugosa (rugosa rose), 1228 nucleotides long. Its product is annotated as ras-related protein Rab2BV-like. Gene Ontology annotation, cellular component: endosome. NCBI's taxonomy places the organism in Eukaryota, Viridiplantae, Streptophyta, Magnoliopsida, Rosales, Rosaceae. Gene Ontology annotation, molecular function: GTPase activity; GTP binding. Bases 192 to 842 code for a protein of 216 amino acids. The transcript is spliced from 3 exons. The record is from RefSeq and is a predicted model, not a curated record.